Symbiodinium sp. CCMP2592 is the source of this 687-nucleotide messenger RNA. Lineage: Eukaryota; Dinophyceae; Suessiales; Symbiodiniaceae. The record is from the annotation of a GenBank genome assembly.
AUGAUCAGGAAGCUUCUCGCGUUAGCAUCUGAGGGUGAAGAUUUGUCCAAGGUGGAAGCCUCAGCUCGCCUGACAGAGCUGGCGAAGCAAGCAGAGCAGCGAUGUGCUUCGGCCCAUCCAACGCCUGCUGCGCCAGCUGAGGCGCUAACUAUGCAAGCAGAUGUUGGGAAGCCUUUCUUUAAGGUUCAGCAAGUGGCAGAAGCUCGGAUGGCUAUCCAAGCCUUGACUGCCGCCAUCGCUGAAGCCGCUAAGAAAGCUUCAGGAGGUCAGCAGGCUUUGCAGAUGCACGUGAAGUUCGUGCAUCCUGUAGGCAAUGCAGCGCAGCUUCGGGCUAAGAUCGAGGCAUUCAACGGGGCUCCGGGGCCUAAGGUGGUUGUGCAGCCAUUGGACGAGGAAACAUGGCUGAAGCCUUCGGCCUCAACUUGGUUUGCCGAGAAGAAAGGAGAUGCUCGGAAUUGUGUAUUUCGGCUCAACAUCCCGAGUGAGGGUGCCUCCCGUAAGGCUCAGGUCAUCUCUUUUCAAGUUGUUGUAGGAAGCCGUGAGUUGACUGUAAAGUCCUCUAAGGCUCUCUGCUCAAAAUUUGCCGGCAACCUUGUCAUGCAGUUUGGCCCUCACUCGAAUGUUAGCGUGCCUAAAGUUGCGUCUGUUGGUAUUGAUCUCGAUGCGUUCCGGGGCACAAGCGCCUGA